CCAGGGUUCCCUCUGUGUCUCUCAGUGAUGGUGCAAAAGAACCAGCUCAGAUAGACAAAACACUGUCAAUGGAGGAGCUACUGGCAUCUCCAUUGUAUUCUCAGUGGGCAAUGUCACCAGCCGGUUCUGAAAGAGUGUCCUCAGUCAGGAUAUCCAGUAGAGAGGAGAGUGUGGGGAGAACAGCAGAGACACCAGAGAGACACACAUCUCCUGGAGCUUCUCCAAGAGUUUCUCCACAAACCUCUCUUGUAUCAGCUCAUGUUGUUAAAUCUCCGUCUGGUACAGAUAUUUCUCAACAAUCCAGUCUGCCUAGGAUUCCCUCUGCACCAUCAAUGGACAGAUACACAUCUCCCAGAGUUUCUCAAAGAGUUUCUCCACAAUCCAGUCUUGCCAGGAUUCCCUCUGCACCAUCAAUGGAGGAGCUACUGGUGUCUCCAUCUGCUUCUGUUGGUAGAAUUUCUACAGCAGUUUCAAGACGAUCUUUAAGAAGUAGUUUGUCAGAAAGAGCUCCUUCUGAAACAGUCAUAAGAUAUUCUGAAAGCGUUUUAUCAGGAAGAGCUCUCUCUAAAACAGAACUAGUCGAUGCAGCACAGAGAGUGUCCCCAGUCAGGAUACCCAGUAGACAGGAGAGGGUGGGGAGAACACCAGAGAGAUGCACAUCUCCCAGAGUUUCUCCACAAUCCAGUCUGGCCAGGAUUCAAUCUGCACCAUCAAUUGAGGAGCCACUGGUGUCUCCAUCUGCUGCUGUUGGCAGAGAAUCUCCAGCCAGGAGUGGAGUUUCUCUAGUAAUGUCUCUAGGAAUUUCUGCAGCCAAUGUGGUUGGGCCAGUGUGUUUCAAAGAUGUGUCACAGAUUAUGCCGACUAAAAUACCAGAGAAUCAGGGUUCGGCCUCCUCCGCCAGGAUACCCAGUAGACAGGAGAGUGUGGGGAGAACAGCAGAGACACCAGAGAGACACACAUCUCCUGGAGUAUCACCAAGAGCUUCUCCAAGAGUUUCUCCACAAACCUCUCGUACAUUGGCUCAUGUUGGUGAAUCUCCGUCUGGUACAGAUAUUUCUCAACAAUCCAGUCUGCCUAGGAUUCCCUAUGCACCAUCAAUGGACAGAUACACAUUUCCCAAAGUUUCUCAAAGGGUUUCUUCACAAUCCAGUCUGGCCAGGCUUCCCUCUGCACCAUCAAUGGAGGAGCUACUGGUGUCUCCAUCUGCUUCUGUUGGUAGAAUUUCACCAGCAGUUUCAAGAAAAUCUUCAGAAACAGCUCCUUCUGAAACAGUCAUACGAUAUUUUGAAAGUGAUUUAGGAAGAGCUUUCUCUGAAACAGAGCUAGUUGAUGCUGCACUGAGUGUGUCCUCAGUCAGGAUACCAAGUAGACAGGAGAGGGUGGGGAGAACAGCAGAGACACCAGAGAGACAGACAUCUCCCAGAGUUUCUCCAAGAUUUUCUCCACAAACAUCUCUUCUAUCAGCUCAAGUUGGUGAAUCUCUGUCUGGUACAGACAUUGCACCACAAUCCAGUCUGCCCGGGAUUCCAUAUGCAUCAUCAAUAGAGGAGCUACUGAUGUCUCUAACUGCUACUGUUGAAAGAAUUUCACCUGCAGUUUCAAGAUCUUCAAGAAGUAGUUUGUUAGAAAGUGUUUCCUCUGAAAAAGCAACAAUUAAAGCAAUAUACAGAGAAGAGAGUGUAGAGAGAACAGCAGAAACAACAGAGAGUCACACAACUAAACAAGUGUCUUUCAGAGCUCCUUUGGCAACAUCUAAGACAAGACUCGUUUCUGAUGUGGCAAUUUUGUACAGACCAUCCAUUGCUGAAGGCCUUUGUCUUGAGGUCUUGGACAUGGAGUCUGACCAGGUGAAAACACCAAUGAGUGACAUCACUGCACAAGCUCUGUCUCACACUGCAGCAAUGGAAACAGCUCAGGAUACAGUCAGGAUACCCAGUAGAAAGGAGAGUGCAAGGAGAGCAGCAGAAACACAAACAUAUUUUGCAUCAGGCAAGUAUCAAGAUUAA
This is a messenger RNA of Salmo salar (Atlantic salmon), 2006 nucleotides long. The record is from RefSeq and is a predicted model, not a curated record. Lineage: Eukaryota; Metazoa; Chordata; Actinopteri; Salmoniformes; Salmonidae.